AUGUUUUUCGAAGUCAUGUUUCAUUUCUAUGUUAGUUGUAUCGUGCGCUACGACCCGGCUCUCGAGCAUCUUGCACCUCCAAUCCUCAAAUCUGCAUCUCACACACACCCAUCGCAAUUGGCCUUUUCUUCCCAACUCGGCCUAUCUCUGCAGACUGCGCUUGACUUGAAAUCAGGCACCCCCCACUCGGACCAGCUUAAAGGCAUUGGUUCCAGCACAUCAAUUCGCGGAGAGAUGAUGUCAUCUGCAGUGGCGAAUUCGCUACUGAACAUGGCCUUCAUGCCAAGAAUCUCCCAGAUUGCUGUGGCCAGGCUCCAAAUGUCUGCUGAAUAUGACAGCGGGGCCGGCAGCUCAAAUCAGGCUUCUGAGGGCUGCAUAGCUAAUGAUGUGUGGCAGUCUUUCCCAUGA
Messenger RNA from Paracoccidioides brasiliensis Pb18, 408 nucleotides. RefSeq lists its product as uncharacterized. The transcript has 2 exons. Bases 1 to 408 code for a protein of 135 amino acids. The record is from RefSeq and is a predicted model, not a curated record.